UUCAUUUUGUACCCUGCCUGACAACAUAGACCACACCAGACCCACAACAAUCCACUGGGUGCACCAGAAAGGGAGAGAGAACUGAACCACUGAGUGGCAAGCUGCAGUACUUGAGAGAUUUGAUCUUCACCUCUAGCCUAAUAUGUCUAAGAAAAGCAGCAUCACACCAACAGGGCCAGCCAAAGUGGAUGUGGAGUCAGAGGUUGUGGCUGUGAGGAGUGACAAGGUAGUGCUGGAUGAUACCAUUGGUCCUGCAGAGAUUGUCAUCUGUAAUGGCAAAAUAGUUGAUGUUCUACCAAAGAGAAGCUGGGUCCAACCGAGUGGAGAGAAGGUGCUGGAUGUUGGAGAUCUCAUGGUCAUGCCAGGGAUUAUAGACCCUCAUGUGCAAUGUGAGCCUGGACACUCAGCUUGUGAAGGAUUUACAUCAGUGACGAAGGCUGCAGCUGCAGGAGGAAUCACCACCAUUGUUGAUAUGCCAUUAUAUAUCUGUCCUCCAACCACAACUUUGAUUGGCUUGGAUAGCAAGCUGCUGCCUGCCAAGGGGCAGUGCCACAUUGAUGUUGCCUUUUGGGGUGGCAUCAUUCCUGGAAAUCAGGUAGAGCUCCUGCCAAUGCUGAAAGCUGGUGUCCCUGGAUUCCAGUGCUUCCUGAUGGCCACUGGUGUGGAGGAUUUUUCCCACGUUUGUCUGCAGGACUUGCAUGUGGCAAUGAAUGAACUGCAAGACACAGCAUGUGUGCUCCUGUUCCAUGCUGAACAGGAGCCAAACAGGUGGAUGCCUGUACUAGAUGACACCACAGAGUACAGCACAUUCUUGGAGUCACACCCUUAUACUAUGGAAGUGGAAGCCACCCUCACCAUUGCUGAACUCUGUCUCCAGUACAAGGUGCCAUGCCACAUCAUUCACCUGUCCUCUGCUCAAGCCUUGCCCAUUAUCAGGAACGCUCAUCAAAAAGGAGCACCAAUCACUGUAGAAACCACCCACCACUACCUCAGCCUGCCAUCUGAAUGCAUUCCUCGAGGAGGCAUAUACUACAAAUGCUGCCCUCCUAUCAGAGAGAAGAGUAAUCAGAGGCAGUUAUGGACAGCUUUGAAGAAAGAGCAAAUAGACAUGGUUGUCUCAGCCCAUACUUCAUGUUCCCCAGAGUUGAAAGAUUUGAGCAAUAGAGAUUUCUUCAAGGCCCAAGGAGGGAUUGCCUCACUACAAUUUGGUAAGCUGUUUAUGAGCACUAUCAUUUAUUGGCAUAUGCUGCUAUUUUGGUUUUCUUCAUUCUAUGAAGAAAUGCUGCUAAAAUAUGAAGGUCCUUCUUCACUGUUCCAGCUUCGUGGUGAGGUCUUUGCAACUCUUGUCCGUGGCAGGCUGGCUUACCUGAAUGGGAAAUUUGCACCCAAACCACAAGGGGAUCUGCUUGUAACUCAAAGAAAAAUGCCAACAAGAGUCGCUUCUCCUUAUUACUAGUGAGUGAAAAAGUGAGAGCAACAAAUGUAUUGGCCAAACCAAAGUACUCAGGACAGAAGAAAAAUGCAGGCUCCAGGAGGAAGUGGCAUGGCAAAGAAUGACAAGGAACAUUAAAAAAAAAAUCCUAUAACCCAUACUGAGGUCAGCUCACAAUGAGGACAGUUGUAGAGGACUUAGAUAUUGCCACAGCUGAUAAAUAAAUAAAUGAAUCUACAGCUUCAGCUGAUGCAUCAGGGAUAUAUGAAAAUGGAACAGAAAAGAGACAUUAUU
Molecule: messenger RNA, 1726 nt
Organism: Heteronotia binoei (common prickly gecko)
Lineage: Eukaryota; Metazoa; Chordata; Lepidosauria; Squamata; Gekkonidae
Product: allantoinase, mitochondrial-like
Biological process (GO): purine nucleobase catabolic process
Cellular component (GO): cytoplasm
Molecular function (GO): allantoinase activity
Source: RefSeq, a predicted model, not a curated record